Molecule: messenger RNA, 8326 nt
Organism: Sphaeramia orbicularis (orbiculate cardinalfish)
Lineage: Eukaryota; Metazoa; Chordata; Actinopteri; Kurtiformes; Apogonidae
Gene: brd10
Product: bromodomain containing 10
Exons: 10
Coding region: 622-7623 (2333 amino acids)
Molecular function (GO): protein binding
Source: RefSeq, a predicted model, not a curated record
AAUGCAGCAUGCGGGACAGUGAUUGCGUUUUAGAGGCAAGUUCGAAACCAAAAUAACAAUAUUCGUGCGAAAACCCGACCUGCUAGUUACGUCAGCUGCGCACAUUUGUGACGGGCACGCGCAUUCAGUCAGGGUGGAAGUGGAGUGGACGGUGCACGGGUCUUCAAGCAAGCAAACCCACCCGGUUACGAGGUUUUUGAGAACCAUACCGUGUUUGGAAGAUGUGACACAUGGCACAAAAUACCGUGUAAAGUAAAACUGUCAAUGUUUGCAUGUGUCAAAGUAGCUGUCAACUUGGAAAAGCUAGCUGAUUAGCAGGAAGGCUAGUGGUGCUGAAGUGAAAUGCAUUGUCGGACAGUCAGUCAGUGUUCUCCUUUAGCCAUCUUACCGACACUGACAUCACUGCGGCCGCCGAACACAUGAGAUGUCUGCUUAACUUUUUCUCUGCUGGACAUUUAAUCGCUACAAAUUUUUCACCAUGGAUAGCGAAGGCAGCAGUCGCAGGCCCCAGAUUGGAAACAAUAGCAAGCUAGCCCGGCUAGCAAGCUGCUGUGGCUGCUAAGCCUGCUAACAGCUAUCCUGCUCGGUGCGUGUCUGGAGCCGCACUGAAGACGUCGAGGUAUGUGUGCAAUGGAUGAGGAGCCGGUGUCAGAUCCCCUCAGUGCAGCCUGUAUCCAGCCGGUGUUCUCCAGCCAGGACCUGCCUGACCCACAUUCAGCAUCCCAACAGCCGCCUUCUGUCUUCAUGCCAUCUGAGUCUACAUGGAUGAGCAGCAGCACUGACGACCUGGGCCUAACUGAGGAACUCAGUAACGGGACCUGUGAAAUUGAGACUAUGGUAGCAUUACAUUGUCCUGGUGACAGAGAAGAUGUAGUGGCUGAAGGUGACCCCCUGGCACUGAGCAAUGACGGCAUGUCAGAGUUUUCAAAUAGUGACAUCUCACUGCCAGAGGUUUGUAUUUCCACCAACAGCAAUAGCUUCGAGGAGGAUAUGAACUAUGAGGUCCAGCAAGCUUAUAGGAUAUUCACUGGCUUUCUCUUGGACAAGAACAAAACAAUAACGAGCCCGUUUCUACACCCCAUCGGACAUCAGGAGGCCCAGCAUGGCAUUGGAGGGGUCCGGAACAGGGGCCACGCACAUCUCAGGCAGUCCAUGUGCUUGCGUAGAAUAGAGGAGAAGUUCAUCAGCCAGGAGUAUGAAAGCAUAACAGAGUUUGUUGCAGAUUUCAGGCUGAUGCUGGAGAACUGCUAUCGCUACCAUGGGGUGGACCAUUGGAUUUCCAAGCAGGCUCAGAAGCUUGAAAUCAUGCUGGAGCAGAAGCUAACAUUGUUAUCCAGGACACUGCGUCAAAAGACAACCCUGGCAGUGACAUCCAAAGGCCGUUUCGGUGUAGAGGAGGAACGAGUAUCAGGAGGGACCUCCACAAGGAGGAGGUUGGCUCCCCGUAGCCUGGCGACGAUCACAGUGGGUGGGCACGAGUCUGUCAUGGUCCAGACCCUGCGACUGGAAGAGCAGCAAAGAGCCAAGGAAGAGAGGAGACAACGUGAACUUGAGAAGAAAGAGGCCGAAGAAAUGUCAGCCAAAGAGGUGGAAGAAUGGGAGCAGAGCUUGUUGUCCCAGGCGUCCCCCUACACUGUGGACACCCUUUGGGAACUCCCAGCUAUAGGACACUUCCUCUGUCUGGCUCAGACCGCCCUCAACCUCCCUGAAAUUAUAUUUUUUGAGUUGGAGCGAUGUCUGUUAAUGCCUCGCUGUAGCCUUCUCCUGUCCAAAAUCAUGUCUUCCCUGCUGUCCCCACCACAGAAAAGAUCCACUCUGCAUCGCCGGCCAGCUCUGCCUUACCGCCGGUGGGAGUCGGAGCUCAGGCAGCGGGUCAUGGGCUGGUAUCAAACUAUCGGUGCCUGUUAUGAUCAGCCAGGUCGGGCUGAGCAGCUGGGCCUGUGCCACCAGUUCUUCAGCAUCCUGGGAGAGGUCAGUCCCUUGGAAGAGAAGCCCUUCCACUUGCUGCCCUUCUACCAGCGCGUAUGGCUUCUGAAGGGGCUGUGUGAUCAUGUGUAUGAGACACAGAAGGACGUGCAGGACGCUGUGCUGGCUCAGCCCAUCCAUGAAUGUAGGGAGUCUAUUUUGGGCUACGACAGCAAGGAGAAUGCCUAUAUACACUUCCCACAUUUCUGCGGGGCAGACCUGAGGAUUUACUGCCAAAGCCCCAGCACACCCCCUGCUUUUCCUUUCCCUUCUGUUUUGGUGAAAAGGGUUGAAGUAAAACGAGGAACCGAGGGCAAAGAGUCCAGUACAGUCAAGGUUGAGGGAGAAAAAAGUGACGUUGGGCAUUUCGGUGGCUCUUUGGGCACAGGAGACUCUGCUGACCACGGGAUGGGAAGAGCAGAGACACAGAGGUUUACCAAGGAAAAAGCUGAGGGAGAGGAAGAUGACGAAACAUUCAGUUUGUGGUCACUGAAAAAGGAGGAAGAGUCAUCUGACGGAGACUCCUGUGAGGAUUUUGAUAGACAUACUAACACCUUGUCGAUUUCACCUACAAGCCCUAUCAGGAGAAGCGACGUUAAAAAUAAUUUGAAAAGGGAAAGGGUGGAGUUGGAGCAUCAAUCCAAAAGACUCAAAUUAAAACAGGAGCCAGGCUUCUCUUUGGGCUCCAUAUGCAUCAUGAACACAGUGACACAAGAGCCCUGUCUCAGUGUGGUAGAGCACAGCUACACUGGCAGGUCCCCAACACAACCAGUGAAAGCCCAUGGACAAAGUCCCACUCAGGGACACCAAAGAUCAUCAUGCUCGGAAUGCUGUAAAAGCAAAAUUGGUAACAUUAAGUCUGAGCCGCUCGAGUGCGGUUACGGCACCUCAGGGCCAGCCACGCAGUUGUCGUCUGAGAGCACUCAAAAUUCAAGCGAAGAGAGGGCGUAUGACAGAAUCUGGACUAAGAAAAAAAAGCGGAAGAAAAAGCGAGGAAGUGAACAGCUGCUGGGGGUGAAAAGAGAGUACAAGCAGCUGCAGCAGGUGGACAGGAUGAGUAUGUCUGCAGCUGAAGGGGCCAAGUCUGCCAUCCAACAGGGGUCCACAGCCAACAAGAGGAAAGACAAGAAGAAGAAACAUAAAGCAGGCAAAAAACUUCAAACCUCAAAGAAAAUUAAGGAUGAACCUCCGCUUGAACCAUCUUUUAAGUUGGUAUGCACUAGUCUUGAGGAAUUACGAGAGCUGAUCAGUAAGACUGAGGAUGAGCUGGAUGACCUGGAGAGCACUAAAAAGAGACUGGGUCGGUGGUAUUAUAGACGAGAGGCAGUGAAAGACCUCCACAGCACUCUAAUCCGGCUACUAAAUGAGCUUUCCCCAUGGGAACCUAAACUCAUAAAGGCCUAUCAAAGGAACAGGCUUCGUUUGAAGAAGGAAUUUGAGGUGUUCAAGAAGCAUCCAGAGUACAACAACUUUGUUCGUGAGGAGUGUAUUUCAUCAUCGUCAGAUGAUGACGAGGAGAGGGUUUUAGGUAAAGAGGUGUGUUUACUGACUGAACAAUACAGAAGAUCAGAAGAGGAAGACUUGGAGCAUGUGGUUCCCAGAGGCCUUUGGACUGGGGGAAGCACCAGGGAGUUUGGGACUGAGUCUGCUGGAGAGACAACCAUGACGUACAUCACUCCAAAUCAUCUAAAAAUCCCACUGGCCAGCCCUGAUAAAGGUGUUAGUCUACUGCCCAGACCUCAGACUGGUACGAGUAACAGUUCCUCUACCCCUGACUCUGAGCUGCAGUCCAGAUCCGAAUUGAUCCAUUCAGAUCAAUCCAGCAACUCCAACUCUGCAUGGGCAUCAAGGAUACCAGCCCAGACUACUGUGUCACCGAAACCCCCCAUCCUUCACCUCACUACUGGACUACCUAAGGGCUACACGCCCAUCCCCACAUUGCUAGCCAAGAGUGUGGGAAACAAAGUGACCUUAAUGAAACGGCCUGCUGAAUGCCUCGGAGUCAACAGCAUAAAUGGACAGAGCAAAAGGCCUGUAGUCUCCUCCUUGCCUACCUCUGCAGUGGAUACCACUAAACUCUCAAAAGCACAAAGUUCUUCAUCUAGUUCCCAGCAGAACGCUCAGCAAUCACAGGCACAAGGCCAGGUGAAACAAACACCAACAGUUCCACAGCCAGGACUGGCCACAAUGAUGGCAGCUCCCCCUAAAUCACCGCAGACCAAACCAAGCCAGACCCUACCAAAAACUGUCCAAGUGGUGUACAAGGUACCUGAGGGGCUGGGUCAUCUUGUGAGGAAAGACAGCAGCAGCCCAGUCAAGAUCUCUGUUCAUCCUGCUGUGGACCAAAACGCUGGAGAGAGGAUAAUGCAGCAAGUGGUAAUUUUGCCUUCUAACCUUCUUAUUAAAAAAACUGAAGAAAAAUCGUUGUUACAUCAACAACAGUCCAAGAGAGUUCAGGACCCAGUUCCUGAAGUGGCCACAUCAUUAUGUAUGUCCACCAAUGUGCCUGGUUUCACCAUUCCUGAAAACAGAAUCCCUAUUCAGCAAGUGGCACCUUUAAAAGAUGCCAGGACAGUGAGGACCUCCUCUCCUUCUGUUUCCCCUGGUUUGCAGCAGACGGCCAUAAACACGGCAGGAUUCAAGGGUACACUGCCUCGUAGUCUUCAGACUACUACAUCACAAUGUAUACCAAACCACUCACCUGUCAUGACUCCUGCCAGUGCAGUUUAUACUGAUCCUGCUAAGUCCACAGACCCUAAACAGGAACUCAAGACUGUGUGUAUACGUGACUCGCAGUCUAUCCUUGUAACAACUAGAGGAGGCAACACUGGGAUUGUGAAAGUCCAGACAUCCUCAGACCAGAAUGCUCUUGGUUCUUUGCCCACCAGUCCCAUCAUAACUAUUUCACCUCAGUUUAAAGCCUUUCUUGUAUCCAAGACAUCACCAACUCUUUGUCCUUCCAUUCCCGCCCAGACUUCCUCAUGCACCAUCCCAGCACUGACAAGUAUCUCAGUGGCCCAAACUCAGAGGCAGGUUCCCUCAGUAUUAAAGUCCCCCUCUACUGUCAGACUUCCUAUGGUUACUUCUGUCACUGGAAGCAUUCCUGUCACAGCCCAAGUAAGCCAAUCUGUAGAUUCUACUGUUGCCUUAACUCAAGGCUCCAAAAUUUCAGCUAGCUGUACUGAAUCAACAAAGAGUGCUCUACUAACACAGACAGCAGGGUCUGGUUCUUGCUUGCAACCAUCAUUAGUAAAAAAUGCUGUUGUUGUCCCCUCACUCACUAAUUCUGGUGCUUCCCAAGGUGCCACAGCAGCAGAGUUCAUCAGCAAACCUUUUGUGAAACGGACCAGUACAGACGAAAUGUCACAAGUCACUAAAUUUAUCUUAGUCACUCCCUCUUCUUCCACUUCCUCCUCAAUGGUCGGGGUUUCAUCCACGAAAACACUCCCCGGUUCACAAGUCAUGUUCAUUGGUCAACCCACAGUGACGUCAUCCAUGACCGUCAUGCAAAGCUCCAAAGCAGUUCCAAAGCAGGUAGUAGCUGCAGCACCUAGCGGACAGCGGCUGGCUACUCCAUUAUCCAGUGAGAAGAUGGGAGUAAGCCCAAGCCAGUGUGUUAGCAGCCUCAACUCCGAGCCAUUGUCCAAGGCCAAGAACAUCACCUUGCCCUCAGGCGUUCACAUCCAGUUUUCAGGACAGACGACGACCAUCGGACAGACCAUUGGUGUCCUAUCGCGUUCUCCCUCCAAGAACAGAGUAUCUAACUCUGAUUCAGGCCAAAAACCCAUCUCAACUGGACAGAUUACAGUCCCAAGUUCAAACAUCAUCUCAAGCCGUUCCUCCUUGCUGGCCUCUCACACUUCACCGCCCACUGCCUCUAAUCCUCAAGGUAUGUCUUCCUUCUCUGUGAUCUCCAAACCAGUCUCUUCCACAACCACAUCCUCUGCUACAGUGGACUCUUUCCCUGCAGGAGACACAUCAAAGAAGAACCCUGGGCUGUCCACAGAUACACUGGCCAGUGAGUGUCAUGCUCAUGUAACAACUUCAGUACAGAGUAGUCCAUUUCAAAACUCAAUACCUGCCAUGGUCCAUCACUCCCCAAAUAUCCAAAGUGGCAUUACUCCUAAAACGUCCAUGUUACCUUCACUCCAGUUUCCUCUCAAUAAGACCCAAGCACAGAUCUACUCAGCAACAACAAAACCUACUAGUACCACUGGGGACCUUUUAUCAUCAUCAACAACAGCCUCUACUCCAGUCACCACAUCUGCUACUGGCACAAUCCAGCAGAAAAUAGUCAUCAACACAACCACACCCCUUGCCGCUGGUACGCAUAUCGUUCUUAAUAAUGCACACUUUGUCGUACCACCACAGGGUUUGAGUCCAGGCACCCAUGUCCUCAUCAUCUCAAGUCCUGCAGCACAACAAGUGCCUAGUACAAGUGCUGUCACCACUGGAGCAGCAGCAGUACCCCUACAGGGGGUAAGCCAUGUCACUGUAGCCCCUCAAGCAUCAGUUUUACCCCAGUCCCCAACCAGGCUGCCCAGUGUACCAGCCAUCAGUUCUCCUUUUGUAGCAUGCACACCUGCUCUUGGACCACCGUUGGUAGCAGCCAGUCCCAGUGUCACACCAGUCCAGUUAACAGGAGCAACUGGUUUGAGCUCCACACUGUUAGCCAGUAAAACAAAUGUAGUAUCUGCUUUGCCAAGGUUGCCGGCCUUGCAGGCUGUUAACAUUGCAUCAGCACCCACUGUGGUGUCAGCCCUGCCCCGGUUGGAUGGUGCAGGCCUAGUCUCGCCAGUAACAACCAGCUCCUCUGCUGUCGUCUCGCAGCCAGCUGUUGUUAGGGCAGUUGCCGGUACAGCCACACAAGGUGAAUGUUUGUCCGCCAUUUCAGCUACACUGGCACUCCCUUCGCCCAGGUUGUCAGCACCUGCAUUAUCAUCUGUUGUUUUACCCAACCCAUCCGCUGUUUCUCUGCUCAGUCCUAAUCCAGCACCCACAUCCUCUGUUGCACCCAGUUUGUAUCCUUCCUCUCUUAACCCACAAGUUGUUUCUGCAACAGCUGUCCGGCCCCAGCAGACAGCGGUUCAAGCUGCUGCCCCUUCCACUGCUCCAUCACAAGCGUUGCUACAUAUGGGACUUGGCAAUACAUCUGUCAGAAAACCACCACCAGCAGUCCUUCAUCCAGUCCUCAGUGGUGCACGGGCACAAGUAUUACCAACAGUGGCUGUCCCGCCAAUUGUGAGCACAGUUUCGAGGAUGCAGACUCUGCCCAUUGCCACAGUUCCACCGAUUGGAAGCACCGUAAACCGUUUGGAAUCGGCUCCUAUUGUGUGCAUGCCACUCACCAGCAGCACCGUUAUAGUCACUGCAAGCCAGCCAAUGACAGCACUGGAGACCAACGACAGCAUCCAUCCACCCGCGGUUCUGUCUGGUUCAGCACUGGGAAAACACUCUGUGCAGACUUCAGCACUAAGUAUGCAUACUAGUGUAGCAUCGAAGCUACUCAUUAGUCCUGAUGGUGCUGUUUUGAGCACAGAUCAGUGCCAGGUCGGGCCAAAACCGAAGGCUGCGCUGGUGGUUUCCCCCAACAGUUCCACAGCAGCACUGCAUACACGGGAUUCCUCACUGCAGCCUUCACAGAUGAACACAAAGUAAACCAGUUCACAGAGACUAAGACUCGAAGAUCGAAGGACACACACAUCAUUUCAUCUGCUUACUUUGCCAAGGUUCAUAUCUAUUUGCUUGUAGUGUUUCUGCAGAUAGUUCAAGAACUUUAGCUUGACUCACUAUUUCAAUUGUCAAAGUACAAUAGUUUAUUCAUCUAGUAUGUAAACUGUAAGCUCAAUCAGACAGACUGGAAAUGUAUACUGUGAUGAUUUUCCUUAUGUGGAAACCAUUGGCAUUGCCCUUGGAUGAAUGUUAAAGACUUUCCCAUUUCAUGUUAUGACCAGUAAUGACGACGCAAAUAACAAAUCAGUAGAAUGGGUUAGAAUAAAUGAAUUUCAGCUUCAGUUUUUGUAAUACUUUUCAAUGCCAUUAGAUACUGUUUGAAGGGUUAUUUACUGAGAAAAUAGUAAUCGCAACAAUUUGAUCGAUUUUGAACAAUACAAUUCUGUGUAUCAAAUUUCAGUCAAAUUGUCCUUUUUUUUAAAGUAGUAAUUGUCUGAAAAUUUACAUUUUACCUUUUAGAAUGUAAAACUCAUAGAUGAAUUUGUACUACAUGUUUAAGUCUACAUGAAAUGUUUUGACUUCACAUUUAUUUAUUUUUACCAUAUAGAUUUUUUAGAAAUAUUUACUAGGUACAAUUUCAUUGGACAAAUGUGGACAUUACUGCAUGGAAAUAAACAGUGCAACUGUC